AGUUGCCUGCUGGCUGUACACACCCAAGUUCAAGGGUUCAGAAGAGACCUUCACCAUGUUGGUUUGAAUGGGUUCGCUGCAGCCUUCUUAAAAAGAAAAAAAGGGAGCGAAACGAAACGAAACGACUGUUCGGGGAGACAGGAUUCGAGAACGAAAAUUCUGCCUUCUCAUUUCAGCAGAGUGUGCCUGAGCCGCAAAAAAGGCCAGCAACAUGUUUGACAACACGCAAUAUCCCUACAACUGCUUUAACUAUGAUGGGGACGAUUAUCCGACGUGCAGCUCAGAUGAAGAGAAGAAAUUCACCAGACCAGCAUACAGCUAUAUUGCUUUAAUCGCAAUGGCCAUUCAGCAGAGCCCGUCCAACAAAGUGACGCUUUCGGGCAUUUACGACUUCAUCAUGAAGAAAUUCCCGUACUACAGAACCAACCAGCGAGCGUGGCAGAACUCGAUCCGGCACAACCUUUCUCUGAACAGUUGCUUCGUUAAGGUUCCACGGACAGAAGGCAACGAAAAGGGGAAAGGGAAUUACUGGAGCUUCGCGUCGGGCUGCGAGUCAAUGCUGGACCUCUUCGAAAAUGGGAAUUACAGGAGGCGGCGACGGAGGAGAAACGUCAAGCGAGAAGCCAGAGGGAAAAGGUCGUCUGGGGAGAAGAACGGCCCGCCUGUGUUUUCCUCGGCGGAUUCGGGCUUAUCCGGCAUCUCUCGUCCUUCCAGCGGGAAAAUGGAACCCCAGUCCAAAGCACUGGAGCCUGGCGAGUUUUUUCCGAACGUCGUCGCCAGCCAAGAGAGUCUAAACAGUUCCUCGGUAGGAAAAUCUGACUCCGAAAUUAAAUUUAGCAUUGAUUACAUUCUCUCGGCCCCAGACCCACUCCCUGUGCUGAGGUCGCCGUAUCACGUGCAAGACAACAAAUUCCCCUUCUUGGAUUCUCCGCACAUCAGUCUCCAGUUCUGGACAAUGUGAAGUCAGUUCUGCGACCCAACGGGAGCUACUGUGUAGUUUUUGUUUCCAUCUGGCGGUCAGUGUAUGUUGUUUAGUUAACUCCGUCUACUUUUUUGUUCGGCAACCCUUCUCAGGAGAGGAGGUAAAAGGACUAACGGCUUGUCCCUUGCUGCUUUAGGAACUUACAAAGAUCUGUGGUGUUUGGAAAUGAAGGGCUUCCCCUCUUCUUGACAUUUCAGCUAUCACACCUGUUUCCCAUUCCCGGUAUUUCUGUUUUGUCAAAAAAACGGUCCCUCGAGUGACUCUUCCUUCGGGAAUUACUGUUGAUCGGGAAUGAACGAGCCGCACAAAGCUAUUCCACCUGCAUCCAUGCCUUCCAAAUUUGAAUCAAGGCAUGCUAUAAAAAUCUCUGCCAUGGGUGUACUCAUAAGGAAUGGGGAUUUUGUUUUCUAAAACUGUGAGGAGCACAGAUAGCCACCGCCGGAUCUCUCUGAACAU
This is a messenger RNA of Sphaerodactylus townsendi, 1438 nucleotides long. RefSeq names its product forkhead box L3 (gene FOXL3). Gene Ontology annotation, molecular function: RNA polymerase II cis-regulatory region sequence-specific DNA binding; DNA-binding transcription factor activity, RNA polymerase II-specific. Bases 212 to 961 code for a protein of 249 amino acids. Gene Ontology annotation, biological process: anatomical structure morphogenesis; cell differentiation; regulation of transcription by RNA polymerase II. The record is from RefSeq and is a predicted model, not a curated record. The transcript is spliced from 4 exons. NCBI's taxonomy places the organism in Eukaryota, Metazoa, Chordata, Lepidosauria, Squamata, Sphaerodactylidae.